Molecule: messenger RNA, 852 nt
Organism: Panicum virgatum (switchgrass)
Lineage: Eukaryota; Viridiplantae; Streptophyta; Magnoliopsida; Poales; Poaceae
Product: B3 domain-containing transcription factor NGA1-like
Exons: 1
Coding region: 1-852 (283 amino acids)
Molecular function (GO): DNA-binding transcription factor activity; DNA binding
Source: RefSeq, a predicted model, not a curated record
AUGGGGCAGCAGAAGGAGAAAGUCCCACUGUGUGAGAAUCCUUUCCAUAUGGUAAACCCCUUCUCAUCCCAUUUGUAUGUCUCUCCAUGGACAACUGUGUCCGCACUAGUUUUCCCUUUAGGAUUGAGAAAUUCUCAUGGAGGAUUAGGUGUGUGUGGAGCUAGCAAGAGGGGUAGGGAGGUGAUUGUGAUGGAGUUCUUAUUUAGCAAGAUUCUUACCCCAAGCGAUGUUGGUAAGCUGAAUCGUCUACUGAUACCAAGGAAAUUUGCGGAGAAGUACUUCCCCCAAAUCUCCAAGACCAAGAGUGAUAGGAAUGACCCUAUCCUCACCUUUGAGGACUCCUCCACAGGAUUGAUCUGGCACUUCCGCUUUAGUCUAUGGCGCAGUAGCACCACCUAUGUCCUAACCAAGGGUUGGCCUACCUUUAUCAAGGAGAAGAAGCUCAACAAUGGUGACAUUGUGUCCUUUUACCGCAGCGUUAGUAAGUCUACAGGCUCGAACCGCUUCUUCCUUCAUAUCAAGCCCCAUGUCGAUAUCUACUCUAUGCCACAUCACAACACAGUUCCGAUGUUCACUCCAUCUGGCUUUUUGAUUGAUGAACGGGAUCGUGAAGGACUUGGCUUUGGUAGUGGCUACAGAUUUGAGCCAACAUGGAAGCCUCUAUCCUUUGGAUCUGGAGGGUUGAAACCGUCAAUGACUUUGAUGCCUCAGCCAAAUAUGUCUCCAAUGUCAUUUGGCAAUAACAUGGGAAAGUCUAGAAAGCGUUUGCGGCUGUUUGGGGUCAACAUCGAUAUCCUUCCUUGUGCUAAAGGUGAUGACUUCUGCAACAAGUGGUCCAACAGUGUUGCUUGA